Tribolium castaneum (red flour beetle) is the source of this 2579-nucleotide messenger RNA. RefSeq names its product pre-piRNA 3'-exonuclease trimmer. Gene Ontology annotation, molecular function: RNA binding; poly(A)-specific ribonuclease activity. The transcript is spliced from 7 exons. Gene Ontology annotation, cellular component: cytoplasm; endoplasmic reticulum. Gene Ontology annotation, biological process: nuclear-transcribed mRNA poly(A) tail shortening. NCBI's taxonomy places the organism in Eukaryota, Metazoa, Arthropoda, Insecta, Coleoptera, Tenebrionidae. The coding region runs from base 492 to 2159 and encodes 555 amino acids. The record is from RefSeq and is a predicted model, not a curated record.
UUAUAUCACCCACGUGUGCAAAUUUUCAGCAGCGAUUUAUGUUAUUUUUGAAAUACAUAUUAAUAGAGGUAUUCAUAACUGCAUCAAAUUAGGUUUGAAGUGUUAUUCAGCGAUCGUGUGAUCUAAAAGGAAGCAAAUAUCUGUGUAUUUCCCACCAUAAAUAAAUACUCUCGAUACGACGUAAACAUUUUUUCAAAAUGAAAAUAACUCAAAAAAUUCCGAUAGCAGAUGCAACUGCCACCCGAACGUUUUGGCACCUCUGCAAAUCAGAUAAUUCCCGCAAGGCCUUUCAUCUCAUUAAAGAGAAAAAUAGCAAAAGGCCCGAAUUUGAAUUUCAGUUCAACAACGGCGCCCUAUUUGCGCCAAUCAAAGCCCUUCAAGGACGCUCUUGAUCUUAAAUCCCCAAUCCUCAUUGGUUAAUCCGCCCCGAGCUCAGCUAAAACGAGGAAGCCACCACGUGACGAGUGUAUUUUUAAAGUUUGAGUUGAAAAAUGUGUGAAGUGACUAAAAAUAAUUUCAAACAAAAGCUUCCUGAAAUAAAAAGAAGUUUAGAAAAGGCGAAAUUUAUCUCAAUCGAUCUGGAAUUCAGUGCGUUGCAACCUGUGGAGCAUCAGGCCCCAAGGCUUUUUGACGACAAUAAAGAGCGGUACGCCAAACUCCGGCUGAACUUGCUCAACGUGAUCCCGGUGCAGGUCGGGAUCACUGCCUUUCACUUCGACAAUAAGACUAACGAUUAUUUCGGAGAGGUGUUCACGUUUUGGGUCGCCCCGGCCUGCUUUGGGGACACGGACAAGGCGUUUUACUUCCAAGCCAGCACGCUCAGCUUUCUAACCAUGUACAAGUUCGAUUUCAAUAAGUUUGCUUACUCAGGAGUUCCGUUUUUAAACAGCAAGGACGCACGCGACUUGAGAUUAAAGCUAAAAUCGGGCGACUUAGUCGGGGAAAACUGCACGUUGCGCCACGAGCUCGACGAGGCCUUAAAAGCCCACACUCCGGUCAUCUCCAAGUGGUACAACAGCUGCAAAAUCGGCGAUUUUCUGGAAAUACCAGACGUGUACAACAGGUUUGGGCCUUUCUACGAACUGCUGUAUUUCCUCCACAAACAUUUGCGCAAACGCUUCAAGAAUUUGUGGACGUACGACCGGAACGGCGUUUUUUGCGUUAAAAAAGUCACAGAGGCUGAUUUCACCGAGUUGGAGAAACGCUGCUCGCUUGACGACGCAAUCCUGGACGAUUUGACGGGUUUUAAGCACGUUUUUGACACUCUGACUGCGCUCAAGAAGCCGAUAGUUGGCCACAACGUCCUCCAGGACCUUAUGAUUAUGAUAAACAAUUUCGAAAACGCGUUGCCAGAGUCGUAUUUGCAGUACAAGGCUUUGGCCCACCAGCUCUUCCCCACGAUUUUCGACACCAAGACGAUUUAUUACGAGCUGAGGGCGACAAUCCCAAGGGAGAAAUUGCCGGAUGAUACGAGCCUUUCGGCCCUUUUUGACUAUUUUAGAGGGGGACUGGGGCGCCACUUGGCCGUGGACAGCACGGCGAUUGAGUGCAACAUCGACCAGGGGAAAUUUGGGAGUUACCAUGAAGCGGGUUGGGAUUCGUUUUGUGCGGGGUAUAUUUUUCUCAGGAUGGGUUAUUAUAACAUUUCGCAGCAUUAUCCCAAGUCGAAAACUUUCGUUUUUAGCGAAGUUGUGAGCGGGCUGGCGGAGUACAAAAAUCGGGUUAAUGUUAUUAGAGGGGCAGCUUCGCACAUUAAAAUCGAUGGAGAGGAUCCAACUUCGCGAAGGCCCCCUUGGCUGAUCGUCGAGUCGUUAAAAAAUGAGCCGCUCGACGUGAGUGAUCUCAUGUCCACGCUGAGCUCGUACGGCUUUGUCGAUAUCAAAAAACUGUCUUCGAGGGGCGACCGGGUCCUGGUCGCCGUGGACAACUUCAGGGCGAGUGCUGUGACCAUUUCGGGGACGUUUCUCCUGUGGUUGACUCACACGAUGGUGAAGAGGUUUCGCAAACAUGGAGCCAAGUUUAUAGACCUCGGAUUUAUCCGACCUCAGGAAUUAAUAAUUGAUUGUUCUUCACCUUGUUAUCGAAAUAGUUUCAUUUUAAAGUGCCAAAAUAACUCAAGGCCAGGAUUUUUUGUUCGCAAGUUCCCAAUUAAAACUUAGAUGCUUGCCUUACGCCUGACGACAUAAACCGAAAACUUGGGUUAAUAUCCAGGAACUUAAGUUUGAUGUAAAAAGUUUGUACACAUGGUGGGUAAAAUCAAAGCUGCAAUUAAGUUGGAACUUCAACUUUCAUUGCCACACUGAAAGCUCGCGCACUUUUUGCUUCUUUUGAUGUUUUGUGGCAAAAAAAACCUUCUAGAGUGAUUUUUUCUUUAUUAAGAUUUAUUUUUAGUUUGCUUUUGUGCGAAAUAAAAAUACACAAAAUUUUGUUAUUGUUUAAAAUCAUGUUUUCCUUACUUUUUCAACCUUCCUUACAGCUUUGCUCGAUUUAGCUCGUUUUUUGAACAAGAAAUUCUUUGUACCAAAAUUUUUAAAACAGAUUGUUCAAAAGUGUUGUUUUUUGCGAAAUUUCGCAAAUGA